CUUGCUCACAUGGGCGUCUUUUUCCCCCCCUUGCCUUACUCUUCCCCUCCCGAAGCGGUUGGCCUGCCUGUCUCGCUCGGGACGAGCUUUCUGGUGAAGAAGAGAUACGCCAGUGAGGGUGGAGGUGAAGUUAGGAACAUUCAGGCAGGUUGGAUAAUCUAGCACCUCACUUGUUAUAUCACUUUGAUGUCCAGUUCGCGAGAUUCCUGUUUCGGGUCAUGUUAGUCGCCGUGUUCUGGCAGGAGGCGGGGGUAGGGCGGGUUGCAGGUCAGGAUAUGUUGGAUGGCCAGCGAGGGUUCCGGAUUCUCAAAACCUAGUGCUGUCGAAUAUGCUAGCCUUAUAGCCGAGGUUUCGGCAUGUGAUACAACCGCCCCAGACACUUGAAUCUGUUGAAGCGGAACGUGUACGCUUGCACGGAACCAAUGCCAUUCAAACCCGAGAACCAACAGCAUUAGGGUCUCGCUAUGCAGGAAAGUGUUGUUCAAGGAAGACUCUAAAUCUUCAACUGGAAGGUUGAAGAACCUGUUUGUUGAGGUCUAGUGCGGGUCUUCAUCAACCUACCAUUUUGCCAUGCAGCCUAACAAUGGCGAACCUAUGGCUAUCUUUUCACCGGGAGUGCUGGACAGUAGCGGCUAUGGUUCGUUGCUUGGGUGCUUCAGCGCCGCACCAAUUGACUUGCCCGAGGUGGAGCUGAAACGAGGAAAGCGAAAUUCGAGGAAAGUGUGGAAAGAUGCCAUACCAAUGGGAAUCGAGGAGAGUAACGAUGUUGAGUUUUCACCCGACGGAAGAUUGAAUUGGACGGAGCCUGAGGUUUGGAAGGAACAUGAGAGCAUGAAGAUAUUGGAGAGUAGCAAGGACAAGAGUAGAAAGGAAAAGAGGAAGGAGAAGCAUGACUACAGUUCCGAUGAGGAAAGGAAAGACGGUAGGAAGCGAAGGCGCAGAGAUAUCGAGACAGCUGUGCCCUGGACAGAGGAGAUGGUGAAAUAUUUAUUUGAAACAUACGACGACGUGCACCGAAGGCUAUACAUCGAGAGCAGAGGCAAGGUGAAGAACCAGAAGAAAUGGGAUCCUAUCAUUAAAACAAUGCAGGAGAAAUUCGGCCGGAUAUUCACGAAAAACCAGUGCGAGAGCAAGUACUGGAAAGUGCGCCGUGAAUGCGCCAAGUAUAAACUCAGAUUGGAGAAGCGCGCACAGCAUGAGAAAGAUGCGUACCCUAGCAAGGCCGUUCGGGAGCUCCUGAAGCCCAAAUUGUAUGACGUCUGGCUCGAAUUUGCCGGGGGAAAGUCUGUUCGCAUGCCUGAGAAUGAAGUUUCCUCAGGGUCCGAGGAUGAGACUGCACCCGAGUUUGCGAUCUCAACUCCUGCCAAUGACGAUGACCAAGUCGGUGACGGAAACGAAGAAGAUGGCGAAGCAAGCCAUCACCGUCACUCCGCAAGCUGCGCUAUUGUCCGCGAAAUGCAGCAACUCAUAACCAGGCGCGUGGAAGCCUCGGAAAAGCGCGAGGAAGCGCUCAACAUCCGUGCAGAGCUCACCAUGGAGCUCUUACGGCAGCACAUGGAGAGGAUGGAGCGUACAGGUCACACGGGAGACGACGCUCGGCAGCGCCAGCUGCAAAUGAUCGAGGGCGUGGACAACAAGCUUGACAGGCUUGUGAAUGGCCUGGGAGCCUUAAACACCAACAUCGGUGCCAUCAUCGGCAGUCUCACACCCACACAACGCUAGACUCCGCACGUCCUCGCAAUCCCCUCAUCCCCAUCCCACCGCAUUCCCACAACGCAAAAUGGGAUUCACAGUGAUGGAGAAGUUUGCAGCUAGCGACAGAUUGCUCAUGGAGACGAUGGUGUUAGCUGAUGCUGCUGCUAGUUGACGCUUUGUAUGUUCUGUGCUCUGUAGAUAGAUUAAGUGAUUAGGUUACUAUUACCUUCGCAACGCCUGCAUGUCCAUGUCUUCUCAUGCACAUCAGGUGGGAAACGGAGAGAGUGAUGGAGUCUCAGCGAUGGCUUGCUUAGUUUCUCAGAUAAACUUGACCGCUGCUGCUGCUGCUGCCGCCCUGAAGUGGUGCAUUGAACUGAGCUGAACUGAGUAGCCUCGGUCAUAGCAGUUCUGCCUAUGAACCUUUUGCAUGAAUUAGUAGUAAUUUUGCUUUUUCCAGCACAUAUUAAUUAGCGUAAUUUUUUCUUUUGCUGUGGUAUUAUUGGUGGCACCAGACCCAAGUGCAAUUUGGGGGUUUAUUAAAAGUUAUGACAGGAGGUUUCCAAACUC
Molecule: messenger RNA, 2262 nt
Organism: Physcomitrium patens
Lineage: Eukaryota; Viridiplantae; Streptophyta; Bryopsida; Funariales; Funariaceae
Source: RefSeq, a predicted model, not a curated record